This is a messenger RNA of Protopterus annectens (West African lungfish), 4287 nucleotides long. RefSeq lists its product as uncharacterized. Lineage: Eukaryota; Metazoa; Chordata; Ceratodontiformes; Protopteridae. Bases 1138 to 4266 code for a protein of 1042 amino acids. The transcript is spliced from 2 exons. The record is from RefSeq and is a predicted model, not a curated record.
UAGCACUAGUACUAUUAGCAAUGAUAGUAGUAGCAGUAAUAGCUGUAGUAGCAGCAGUGAUAGUAGCACUAGUACUAUUAGUAAUGAUAGUAGUAGCAGUAAUAUCUGUAGUAGCAGCAGUGAUAGUAGCACUAGUACUAUUAGUAAUGAUAGUAGUAGCAGUAAUAGCUGUAGUAGCAGCAGUGAUAGUAGCACUAGUACUAUUGGUAAUGAUAGUAGUAGCAGUAAUAGUUGUAGUAGCAGCAGCAAUGAUAGUAGCACUAGUACUAUUAGCAAUGGUGGUAGUAGUGGCAAUAGCUGUAAUAACAGUAAUGAUACUAGCACUAGUACUAUUAGUAAUGGUAGUAAUAGCUGUAAUAGCUGUAGUAGCCGCAGUGAUAAUAGCACUAGUACUAUUAGUAGUGGUAGUAGUAACUGUAGCAACAGCAGUAAUAGCAGCACUCAUGGUACUAGUAGUAGUAAUAGCUGUAGUAGCAGCAGUGAUAGUACUAGUAGUAUUCAUAGUGGAAACAAUAGAAGUAGUAGCAGCAGCAGUAUUAACAACAGUACUAGUAGCAGGAGUAGUGGUAGGAGCAGGUACAAACCAAUCUUUGUGAAAUGAACCAAAACCAGUUAUACCUUAAGAAUGGCAACCACCACUCUGAGCUCACAAAAAAUGUCUUUAAAUAAAGCAGUGAUGUGGCACUCGAGUACACUGCCCUAUUUAUUUUUUCUGUCCUCUGUGUAACUGUGAUGCUAAAAUUCAUUUUACUAUAUGAGUAUAUUUAAGGAAUUUGACACGUGCAUUUUUGUACCUUUUCAAGUCUACACCAAGCUGGCAUGAGUAAGUAACGUGUAGAUUUAAAAAAUGCCCAACACAGGCUGAUAUCCCUAUCUUUAGUAUUUGCACAUUAUAAGGUCACUGUCCCAGUGUCAUCCUAGCAAACCCCAUUCCAAAAUAUUUACUUUAUGUAUCUCAGGGUGCCAAGCAAACACACACUGUCAGUUUCACAGUAAAACAAAACUAAUAAGUAAGGUCGUAGUCCAAAAUUCUGCAGUUCUGUCAGCCUUUGUGUUUAAGGGGCAGUGACACUAGUACCCCACCUUUGUGUUUAAGGGGCAGUAACACUAGUACCCCACUUUUGUGUUCAAGGGGCCAUGACAGUACCCCAUCUGUGUUUAAGGGGCAGUGAAACUAGUCCCCCACCUUUGUGUUUAAGGGUCAGUGAAACUAGAACCCCACUUUUGUGUUUAAGGGGCAGUGAGACUAGUACCUCACCUUUCUGUUUAAGGGGCAGUGAAACUAGUCCCCCACCUUUGUGUUUAAGGGGCAGUGGCACUAAUUACCCACCUUUGUGUUUAAGGGGCAGUGACACUAGUACUCCACCUUUGUAUUUAAAGGGCAGUGAAACUAGUCCCCCACCUUUGUGUUUAAGGGGCAGUGACACUAGUACCCCACCUUUGUGUUUAAGGGGCAGUGAAACUAGUAACCCACCUUUGUGUUUAAGGGGAAGUGAAACUAGUAUCCCACCUUUGUGUUUAAGGGGCAUUGACAGUAGUACUCCACCUUUGUGUUUAAGGGGCAGUGAAACUAGUCCCCCACCUUUGUGUUUAAGUGGCAGUGGCACUAAUUCCCCACCUUUGUGUUUAAGGGGCAGUGACACUAGAACCCCACCUUUGUGUUUAAGGGGCAGUGAAACUAGUCCCCCAGCUUUGUGUUUAAGGGGCAGUGACACUAGUACCCCACCUUUGUGUUUAAGGGGCAGUGACACUAGUACCCCACCUUUGUGUUUAAGGGGCAGUGACACUAGAACCCUAUCUUUGUGUUUAAGGUGCAGUGACACUAGUACCCUACCUUUGUGUUUAAGGUGCAGUGAAACUAGUCCCCCACAUUUGUGUUUAAGGGGCAGUGGCACUAAUUCCCCACCUUUGUGUUUAAGGGGCAGUGACACUAGUACCCCAACUAUGUGUUUAAGUAGCAGUGAAACUAGUCCACCACCUUUGUGUUUAAGAGGCAGUGACACUAGUAUCCCACCUUUGUGUUUAAUGGACAGUGUCACUAGUACCCCACCUUUGUGUUUAAUGGACAGAGACACUAGUACCCCACCUUUGUGUUUAAUGGACAGUGACACUAGUACCCCACCUUUGUGUUUAAGGUGCAGUGACACUAGUACCCUACCUUUGUGUUCAAUUGGCAGUGACACUAGUACCCCACCUUUGUGUUUAAUGGACAGUGACACUAGUACCCCACCUUUGUGUUUAAUGGACAGUGACACUAGCACCCCACCUUUGUGUUUAAUGGACAGGGACAGUGACACUAGUACCCCACCUUUGUGUUUAAUGGAUAGUGACACUAGUACCCCACUUUUAUGUUUAAUGGACAGGGACACUAGUACCCCACCUUUGUGUUUAAUGGACAGUUACACUAGUAUCCCACUUUUGUGUUUAAGGGGCAGUGAAACUAGUGCCCCACCUUUGUGUUUAAGGGGCAGUGACACUAGUACCCCACCUUUGUGUUUAAUGGACAGAGACACUAGUACCCCACCUUUGUGUUUAAGGGGCAGUGAGACUAGUACCCCACGUUUGUGUUUAAUGGACAGUGACACUAGUACCCCACCUUUGUGUUUAAGGGGCAGUGACACUAGUACCCUACCUUUGUGUUUAAUGGACCGUGACACUAGUACCCCACCUUUGUAUUUAAGGGGCAGUGACAUUAGUAUCCCACCUUUGUGUUUAAUGGACAGUGACACUAGUACCCUACCUUUGCAUUUAAGGUGCAGUGAAAGUAGUACCCCACCUUUGUGUUUAAUGGACAGUGACACCAAUACCCCACCUUUGUGUUUAAGGGGCAGUGACACUAGUACCCCACCUUUGUGUUUAAGAGGCAGUGACACUAGUACCCAAAGUUUGUGUUUAAGGAGUAGUGAAACUACUACCCCACCUUUGUGUUUACGGGGAAGUGAAAUUAGUCCCCCACCUUUGUGUUUAAGGGUAAGUGAAACUAGUAUCCCACCUUUGUGUUUAAGGGGCAGUGACAGUAGUACCCCAACUUUGUGUUCAAGGGGCAGUGACACUAGAACCCUACCUUUGUGUUUAAGGUGCAGUGACACUAGUACCCUGCCUUUGUGUUUAAGCUGCAGUGAAACUAGUCCCCCACCUUUGUGUUUAAUGGGUAGUGGCACUAAUUCCCCACCUUUAUGUUUAAGGGGCAGUGACACUAGUACCUCACCUAUGUGUUUAAGAGGCAGUGAAACUAGUCCUCCACCUUUGUGUUUAAGGGGCAGUGACACUAGUACCCCACCUUUGUGUUUAAUGGACAGUGACACUAGUAUGCCGCCUUUGUGUUUAAUGGACAGUGACACUAGUACCCCACCUUUGUGUUUAAUGGACAGUGACACUAGUACCCCACCUUUGUGUUUAAGGCGCAGUGACACUAGUACCCUACCUUUGUGUUUAAUGGGCAGUGACACUAGUACCCCACCUUUGUGCUUAAUGGACAGUAACACUAGUACCCCACCUUUGUGUUUAAUGGACAGUGGCACUAGUACCCUACCUUUGUGUUUAAGGUGCAGUGACACUAGUACCCUACCUUUGUGUUUAAUGGACAGUGACACUAGUACCCCACCUUUGUGUUUAAGGGGCAGUGACACUAGUACCCCACCUUUGUGUUUAAUGGACAGUGCCACUAGUACUCCACCUUUGUGUUUAAUGGACAGUGACACUAGUACCCCACCUUUGUAUUUAAUGGACGGUGACACUAGUACCACACUUUUGUGUUUAAUGGACAGGGACACUAGUACCCCAACUUUGUGUUUAAUGGACAGUGGCACUAGUACCCCACCUUUGUGUUUAAUGGACAGUGACACUAGUCCCCGACCUUUGUGUUUAAUGGAUAGUGACACUAGCACCCCACCUUUGUGUUUAAUGGACAGUGACGCUAGUAGCCCACCUUUGUGUUUAAUGGACAGUGACACUAGUACCCCACCUUUGUGUUUAAUGGACAAUGACACUAGUACCCCACCUUUGUGUUUGAGGUGCAGUGACACUAGUACCCCACCUUUGUGUUUAAGGUGCAGUGACACUAGUACCCCACCUUUGUGUUUAAGGGGCAGUGACACUAGUGACCUUAGAUUCCAGUACUAUGUACUUUCCAGUUCCAAACUCUCAUGCUUCAUUUCUUAUCCUGUGUCGAACUGCAAGGUAUGCAACUACCAAAAGCCUUGCUUUUACUUUAAAUAUGGCUUCUUAUGUCCCUUUGUACCCACUUUUGUGUUUAAUGGACAGUGACACUAGUACCCCACCUUUAUG